GAUGUACCACAGGAUCCGCCACUCGGAGUGCAUCUACCGCGUGACCAUGGAGAAGCUGUCCUACCACAGCGUCUGCACGGCCGAGGAGUGGCGGGGCCUCAUGCACUUCAGCCUGCCCGUGCGCCUCUGCAAGGAGGUGGAGCUAUUCCACUUCGACAUCGGGCCCUUUGAGAGCAUGUGGCCUGGGAUUUUCGUGUACAUGAUCCACCGGUCCUGCGGCACGUCCUGCUUUGACCUGGAGAAGCUGUGCCGAUUCAUCAUGUCCGUGAAGAAGACGCCCCGCUGA
This is a messenger RNA of Condylura cristata (star-nosed mole), 286 nucleotides long. RefSeq names its product cAMP and cAMP-inhibited cGMP 3',5'-cyclic phosphodiesterase 10A-like. Gene Ontology annotation, biological process: signal transduction. The record is from RefSeq and is a predicted model, not a curated record. Bases 2 to 286 code for a protein of 94 amino acids. The transcript is spliced from 3 exons. Gene Ontology annotation, molecular function: 3',5'-cyclic-nucleotide phosphodiesterase activity. NCBI's taxonomy places the organism in Eukaryota, Metazoa, Chordata, Mammalia, Eulipotyphla, Talpidae.